Xenia sp. Carnegie-2017 is the source of this 4640-nucleotide messenger RNA. RefSeq names its product contactin-6-like. The transcript is spliced from 24 exons. The coding region runs from base 519 to 4640 and encodes 1373 amino acids. Gene Ontology annotation, molecular function: protein binding. NCBI's taxonomy places the organism in Eukaryota, Metazoa, Cnidaria, Anthozoa, Malacalcyonacea, Xeniidae. The record is from RefSeq and is a predicted model, not a curated record.
AUUCAAAUGAGCGAAUCGAUACCAGACCGAUAUAUUGUUUUGAAACCUUCUAUAACAACGUUCUAUUCAUUUCUGUUCGAACCUCAAGUCAGACGCAUACGCCGUUUUAACGUGGCUAACACAAAUAAGGUGCACAAAACAAGAGCUAUGAGGAAGCUAUAGACAGAAGCCAUCUGCCGACCAACUCUUUGUUCGUUUGUAUCAACUUAAUUAUAAAGAGGGAUUUUAUUGCAUCUUACCUGUGCAUUGAAAAGAUCCGACCACUCUCGGAAAGCAAUUGGACACUAGAAGGAAAAACGCUCGGAAGAACCACAACUAACAAGAAUUGAUGACAGCUGAGGAAGUCCUGCAGAAAAAAACUCACCCACUAGAAGAAAAAUACUGACGGGAUAUCCUUCUGAUGUAUGAUACACCAUCGCUAAAGACUGCUCAAAUACCAUAGUCAGUUGCUCUGUGGCUUAUCUCUCAACAACGUUUGCUUAUUCUAUCGUCUUGAACUGAAAAAUUCAUUAACAAAUAUGAAAUCACUGACUAUUGUUGUCACGGCUGUGUUGCUGUGUUACAAAAUACACACCGUCGAAAGUGAACCUCGUUUCACGAACGAACCAACGGAUUAUCGCGUUUUGAUGAACAAUUUCAGGGGUUUACGAAGCACGGUAGUGGGGGCAAUAGAUCCAAAGUAUCAAUGGUAUCACAAUGGAAGCAAUAUCGACAAGAAUACGAUGCUGUCAUUAGGGCCCAGAUUAAUACUCCUACAACAAUCAUUAGCAAUGCAAGGAGUAUACCAGUUGUUUGUUACAGCACAAAUAGGAAAGUUUUUUGGGCGCGAAAUUAAAGUGGAGUUCAUGGUUGCUGGCAGCUUUUUCAACGACAACGAUCAAACACUUAAUGUUACUGUCGGACAACAACUAACAAUAGAUUGUCCACCUCAUGGCUACACCAAGUAUGCCAUUUACAAAUGGGGUGGACUCACUGCUUGGGGGACAUGGCUCUUUUCCGACGUCGAGAACGCAUUGGUCAUGGGAGAUGGUAGACUGUUUUUUUCUCACGUCACCAAAGCUAAUCUAGCAUCCAUUCAACAAAACCGUGGCAUAAGAUGCCUGAUCGAAGCCAACGAAGGCGGCUCAAGCUUAAACUUUCAAAAGUCUGGAGUUUUUAGAUUCAAAACUACAGGAGAGAACAUCACCUCGUUUGGUCCUGACGUUCAAAAAAUCCCAAACCAAGAAGUUGCCCGGGGAGAUAUAGUAAAAUUAAGAUGUGUUGCCGCUGGAUAUCCAACUCCAAAGUAUCGUUGGGAGAAGACGGAUUUGCAGGGUAAAAAGAGCCAAGUGUUUCAUCAAAUUGACGGCGUCGCUCUUUUGGAAUACAACAGAGUAUUGUUGAUUGAAAACGUGAAGUCUCGUAACGCGGGAAAUUACACGUGUCACGUGACCAUUGACGAAAAUAAUAUCAAGAGAACUGCGUCAGAGGAAACAAAAAUUGUCGUUAGAGAACCGCCUACGUUUGUCAAAACAAUAGUCAGCAGUAAGCCGAACAUUUUUUCUCGGCAUACUUGGAGUUGUUUGACCAAAGGUGAUCCGGACCCAACGCUCCAAUGGUAUGCCAAUACAACCGCUAUGAGCAAUGUGAGCAACCGUUACACCAUCGAAAACGGAACACUAACGAUUCAUAGUGUUGAACCCAGUGAUAACGGAAUGUAUCAAUGUGUUGCGAAGAAUGCUUUUGGUUUUGCAUAUCAGACAGUGUCGCUUCAAGUUCGAGUGAAGCCUCCAGAUAUCACAUCAGAUUUGAUAGCAAAGGAUUUUACUGUGGGUAACACUGGUCAGAUCUCGUGUAUAUCGGAAGCCAUUCCGCGAGCAAAACAUGAUUGGUUUUUCAAAGGAGAAAAGUUGGAAAUAAACAAAACGACAAAAUAUGAUCUCAAAGAUGAUCAAGACUUGCUCGUGCAUAAUCUAUCCCACAACGACAGCGGGAUCUAUGCUUGUAUUGCGAGUAAUAUGUUUGGCAGUGUCAGUAAAGACAUGUUUAUUAAAGUCGCGGAAAUUGUUUUCAUCAAGCGACCAGAAAACAAGACUGAUUUGAUGGAAGGAGAAAGUUUCUCAUUGCUUUGCGAAGCUAAUUCCGACCCACCGUUGAACAUUCGUUACAAAUGGCUUUACAACGGAGUCGAAAUUAUGAAAAGCAAUGCAUUAUGGGAUCUAACGAACAAAAAAUUAACCAUAUCAAAUGCGAAGAGCCAUGACAGUGGCGUCUACACCUGCAUUGCCUACAGCUCAAGCUCGGAGAAAAGAUCUAGCGCAAUUGUGAUAGUCCACGGACCGCCAGAAGCCCCGGAGAACCUACGACUUCACGGAACAUGCACAAACUUCACUGCAAACCUCACAUGGAUCAUUUCAUACCGUAAUCCAUUCAAGCCCUUGACGGGAAUCCAAUUGCAGUGGGGUAUUAUAUCACAUGACACGAUUACAUGGUACAACGCAUCAGAUCACGUGCAAGGCAACGCAGAAGGCCAUAUCUUGAAAGGACUGAAACCUUACGCAGAGAUAGUAUUCCGAGCGUUUGCCGAGAACGUAGACGGACAAAGCGAGUCAAGUAAUGUCACUAAAGGACCAACGUGCAAAACUCCAGCUGAGAAGCCUUCGUUCUGUCCCAUUAUUGUGAAUGGAAGCUCAACACGUCCUCAUGACAUUAGAGUAACAUGGCAGGAAGUUCCAAAACUGUAUCAAAACGGCCCGGGAUUCGGUUAUGUAUUUCAAUACCGAAAAUCUGGUAGUCAAAUGUGGCGGCAAGAAGUUCUUCCAGUUGGCAGUGCCCCGGAGUUUACCAUCAACAAUACAGCUCCGUUAGAGUUGUGGGUAUUUCGCGUACUAACUUACAAUAGUGAAGGAACAAGUGGUGAAUGUCCUAUUGCACAGGCGCGUUCGGGAAAGCAAGCGAUGAUAAUCUUCACAAAACGACCUCAGAACAAGACAGAUGUGAAGAAAGGAGAAAGCUUCUCACUAGAAUGUGAAGCUUACUCCAAGCCAGAUCUACCUAUCCAAUAUAAAUGGUUUCACAAUGGAAAAGAUUUGGGAAAAAGCAAUCAAACCUUAAAUGUGACUUCAUCUCAACUACAAGACAGCGGAGAAUAUAAAUGUCGAGCGUUUGUCAAGACGAACAUUUACAAUACAGGAAAAACUUCAACGGCCCUCGUCAUUGUAAACGGUCCUCCAGAUGCUCCACAAAAUUUAAACAUCAAUGGAGGAUGUCGAAACUUAACUGCUAAUCUUACUUGGACAUUGUAUCUCAACUCUUAUCACACUGUGGACAGAGUCUUCAUCCAGUGGAGUACGAUGGAAAAUAUGACUAUGUGGUACAAUGUAACGGACAACAUGACUGUAAGUGGAAACAUAGAAAGUCGUAUCGUGAAGGGACUGAAUCCUUACACAGACAUAGUUUUUCGAGUGUUUGCUGAGAACGUUUAUGGAUUGAGCGAGCCAAGUAAUUACACAAAAGGACAAACGUGCAAAACCCCAGCUGACAAGCCUUCGUUCUGUCCCAUUGAUGUUAAAGGAAGCUCAACGAAUCCUCGCAACAUCAGAGUAACUUGGAAGGACGUCCCAAAACUGCAUCAAAACGGCCCAGGAUUUGGUUAUAUAUUUCAAUACAGAAAACCUGGACGUCAAAUGUGGCUUGAAAAAGUUUUACCAUUUGGUAACGCCCCGGAGUUUACCAUCAACAGCACUUCUGCGUUAGAGUUGUGGGAAUUUCGCGUACUAACUUACAAUAGCGAAGGUGGAAGUGGUGAAUGUCCUACAGCGCAGGCGCGCUCGGAAAGUGACGCAAUGAUCAUCUUUACAACACGACCUCAGAACAAAACAGAUGUGAAGAAAGGAGAAAGCUUCUCCCUAGAAUGUGAAGCUUACUCCAAGCCAGAUCUACCUAUCCAAUAUAAAUGGUUUCACAAUGGAAAAGACUUGAGAAAAAGCAAUCAAACAUUAAAUGUGACUUCAUCUCAACUACAAGACAGCGGAGAAUAUAAAUGUCGAGCGUUUGUCAAGACGAACAUUUACAAUACAGGAAAAUCUUCAACGGCCCUCGUCAUUGUAAACGGUCCUCCAGAUGCUCCACAAAAUUUAAACAUCAAUGGAGGAUGUCAAAACUUCACUGCUAAUCUUACUUGGACAUUAUAUCUCAACUCUUAUCACACUGUGGACAGAGUCUUCAUCCAGUGGAGUGCGAUGGAAAAUAUGACUAUGUGGUACAAUGUAACGGACAACAUGACUGUAAGUGGAAACCUAGAAGGUCGUAUCGUGAAGGGACUGAAUCCUUACACAGACAUAGUUUUUCGAGUGAUUGCUGAGAACGUUUAUGGAUUGAGCGAGCCAAGUAAUUACACAAAAGGACAAACGUGCAAAACCCCAGCUGAUAAACCGUCAGUUUGUCCUACUGGAGUCACUGCCUAUUCAGAAAUGGCGCAAACCCUUAAAAUUAAAUGGAAGGCAGUACCAAAGAUUUAUGAAAAUGGUCCAGGCUUUGGGUACAACGUGAGCUACCGAAUAACCGGAUCGAAGUGGAAACACAAAUUAGUUUAUGGAAAAGAGUACAUACUAAUGAACAUGAGCGUCGAUGAGCAGUGGCAAUUCAAGUGCAAAGCAUAA